Kogia breviceps (pygmy sperm whale) is the source of this 792-nucleotide messenger RNA. It is a transcript of the gene RTP1, whose product is annotated as receptor transporter protein 1. The record is from RefSeq and is a predicted model, not a curated record. Lineage: Eukaryota; Metazoa; Chordata; Mammalia; Artiodactyla; Physeteridae. Gene Ontology annotation, molecular function: olfactory receptor binding. Gene Ontology annotation, biological process: detection of chemical stimulus involved in sensory perception of bitter taste; protein insertion into membrane; protein targeting to membrane. Gene Ontology annotation, cellular component: cell surface.
AUGAGGAUUUUUAGACCGUGGAGACUGUGCUGCCCUGCCUUGCAACUGCCCUCACUUCCCGUGUUCUCACUCAAGUGGAGCUUGCCCUCCCUUGCCACUGACGAGACCAUGUGUAAAAGUGUGACCACAGGUGAAUGGAAGAAAAUCUUCUACGAGAAGAUGGAGGAGGCAAAGCCGGCUGACAGCUGGGACCUCAUCAUCGAUCCCAACCUCAAGCACAAUGUGCUAGCCCCAGGCUGGAAGCAGUACCUGGAAUUGCAUGCCUCAGGCAGGUUCCACUGCUCCUGGUGCUGGCACACCUGGCAGUCGCCCCAUGUGGUCAUCCUCUUCCACAUGUACCUGGACCGCGCCCAUCGGGCGGGCUCGGUGCGCAUGCGCGUCUUCAAGCAGCUGUGCUACGAGUGCGGCACGGCGCGGCUAGACAAGUCGAGCAUGCUGGAGGAGAACAUCGAGAGCCUGGUGGACAACCUCAUCACCAGCCUGCGCGAGCAGUGCUACGACGAGGACGGCGGCCAGUACCGCAUCCACGUGGCCAGCCGCCAAGACAACCGGCGGCACCGCAGAGAGUUCUGCGAGGCCUGCCAGGAGGGCAUCGUGCACUGGAAGCCUAGCGAGAAGCUGCUGGAGGAGGAGGCGACAACCUACACCUUCUCCAGGGCUCCCAGCCCCACCAAGCCGCAGGCCGAGGCGGGUUCUGGCUUCAAUUUCUGCUCCAUCCCCUGGUGCUUGUUUUGGGCCAUGGCUCUGCUGCUGAUCAUCUACCUGCAGUUCUCCUUCCACAGCUCCGUCUAA